CAGAAAUUUAUACGGAAACGUCCGAAAGUGAUGAGCAAGUGGAUUAAGAUUCGUGUUUUCCAAUUUGUAAAUGUCACUCUUCAAUUUCAAAUUGUUGUAAAUUUGGACAAUUGAAAUGUACAAUGUGGUCGAGAAGUACAUUUUACCUCUAAAAAACCACAUUUUCAACAAUUUGGACAAUUGAGGGAUGACAUUUACAAUCUACGAAACAAACAAAGGAGGGUCCUACUACUGAACUUCCGUUCAUUGUUGAUUUGAGUUUUAAAGAUCCAAUUCUUGAGGCAGAAGCAAGUCUACUGCUUGAGGAUGAGGCAAAUUCUGAAAAUGAAGAUGAUGUGGAGUUACUCCAUGCUAGGUUUUUGCUAAAGAAGCUGGUGACAAAUUCAAAGAUUCCUGGGAAAAGUAAAGACAACAACAAUAGCUCUGCCAAUGAAACACUACUUGAAGAAGAGGUAGGUUUGGAGGAUGAUGGCAAUGACACAUAAUACUUCAGUUCAAGCGAUGAAGGUAGUUACAAAUUUGGUUCUAACAAUGAAGAAGAAGAUUUUGUAAGAGUAAAAUCCAGAUUUCCAAGCUUCAAAUCAGAUGACAAGGUUGAUUUUACUUUGGGAAUGAGCUUUGAGUCAAAAAGUCAGGUAAAGGAUGGUGUUAAUAAAUACUCUGUGAGUAAUACGUACCCCUUCUAUUGGGCAAAAACUGCUCCACCAUGCUUAGGGCCAAGUGUUCAAAUUUGAACAAGACUUGCACAUGGAUGGCCUAGUUUGGCAUUGAGAACAGAAGUAGCAGCAAGAAGUGGGUGCUGAAGACCUACAUCAAGGACCAUACAUGCAUGCAAUCCAGGCUGGCAAAUUCCUAGUGCCACUGCAAAGUGGUUGGUGCAAAAAAAAUUCAACACUAAGCCUGGUGUGUCUGACAUGAAAACCAGUGCUAUGAAAGAGAUGGUUAAAAGAGAACUCAAUUGUGAUGUAUCUCUGGAACAAAUGAAGAAAGCAAAAUCAAUGAUAAGGAAGCAGCAAAAGGGAAAUAUAGAAGGUGAGUACAACAAUUUGGAGGAUUACAAGCUGAAAUCCUAAGGUCUAAUGCUGGAAAUACAUGCAUAUUACAACUUAAGCAGCCCAGUGAUGUGUUUGAAAGAUUUUAUGUAUGCUUUGAUUCAUGUAAGAGGGGUUUACUUGAGGUAGAAGGUUAAUUGGGAUUGAUGGUGCAUUCUUAAAGUCUGAAGUAAAGGGAGAAAUACUCACAGUAGUAGCUAGGGAUGCUCACAAUCAAAUGUUCCCAAUUGCUUGGGCUGUUGUGCGGUCUGAGACAAAAGCAACAUGGAAGUGGUUUCUAGAGAAUCUAAGAGAUGAUCUACAGAUUGGAAGAGCAGGUUGGGCAUUUGUUUCUGACCAACAAAAGGGCUUAAUGCCAGCUUUAUAUGAGACUCUACCAGAGGUUGAGCAUAGAAGAUGUGUCAGUCACAUUUAUGCCAUAUGGAGAAGAACCCACCCUGGUCUUGAAUUGCAAAGACAAUUUUGGAAGUGCUGGAAGGCUACCUCCAAAAGAGAGUUUGAACAGAAUCCUGAGGGCCUCAAAUCUCUAUCUCCUACUGCUCAUGAAGAUAUAGUGAAGGUAGAUCAUAAAUUUUGGUGUAGAGCAUUCUUUGAUAGGGGUAUAAAGUGUGAAACUGUUGAUAACAAUCUUUGUGAGGCUUUUAAUGGAGCAAUAGUGCCUGCUAGAUCUCAGUUAGGUUAUUCCCAAUUGGAGUAUAUCGGAAAGUUGGUUAUGCAAAAGCUAACCAAAAAUAGGGAUUUAGCUGAUAAGUGGAUAAGUCAGUUAGGCCCUAGAAUUAGGAGAAGGAUAAAUAACACAAUAAUGGCAAACAAUUAUUGGAGGGUGCAGUUUAAUGGGGCUGAUGGUUAUGAAUUGUCAUGUGGUUCUGACACCUAUCUAGUUGUUUGUGUGAGCAGUGGGAUGUGUCUGGGAUUCCUUGCAAACACGCAAUAUGUGCCAUUAGAGACAAAGGGCAUCCUAUAGAGGAUUAUGUGUCUAAUUGGUACAAGAAAGACAUGUAUAGGCAUACGUAUUCUUUCAUGAUGACACCUUUAGCUGGUCCAUUAUUCUGGCCUAAAACAAACAUCAAGGUCUUACCUGUUGCACUAAAAGAAAAAGAACUAGGCAGGCCCAAAAGAAAUAGAAUAAAGGAAUUAGGUGAGUUUCCAAGGAGUGGCAAGCUACCCAAGAGAGGUACUACAAUUACAUGUCAGUUAUGCUUCAAGAAGGGCCACAACAAAAAAGGUUGUCCUUCAAAAGAUCAAAUAAUGAAAGGAAACUCUAUUUUUCCUUAUGAUGACAUUGAAGCUGAAAGUUCAAGCCCAGUACAGAAUUCAUGUACCUAUUGCUCCCAAGAAGGCCACACUCAGAACCUUUGUCCUAACAAGAACAACCUAGAUGAGAAAACCAAUGGUGGCAAUGUACCUACAGCACAAUCAAAUGCUAGUGGUAGUACUUUGCAAUCUUAUUUCACUGAAAACCAAUGCUCAGAGGUUCCAGGUGGUGAGGGUGUAUUCCGAUGGAGAGGGAAAAAAGCAAUUAUUGUUACUGGCUUGGAGAGAUUAAGAGCAAGGAAUCAAACAGCAAGGAAUGCAAAUGCUAGAAGAUUAAGGAAAAGAGGUGCUGAAGAGGUGGAAGUUCAUGUUGAUGCCACAACUGCAAGACAGAGGUUCCAUGCUUUGUAUGACUCAAUGGAAGACAAUUAUGGGCAUUAGUUAGCUUAUGUAAUGUUUUUUGGGGCAAUCAUAUAUCCAUUUUUUGGCUUGUAAGGAUAUUGAACAAUACAAGAUAUGUAUAUGGGCUAAUGGGGGUCAUUUGCAAGAUUUUUGUGUUUUUUUACUUGCAAAUGAUAUUCAAGUGAUGUAGUUUUAAACUUCAAACAUGUAUGUAUUAAACACAAUGGUUUCAAUUCAUGGGCUUUAAGUUCAUGUAUGGUAUGAAUGAAAUGUUUC
Messenger RNA from Cuscuta europaea, 2984 nucleotides. NCBI's taxonomy places the organism in Eukaryota, Viridiplantae, Streptophyta, Magnoliopsida, Solanales, Convolvulaceae. The record is from the annotation of a GenBank genome assembly.